AUGCAGUCCUCGCUCAAUAGCUGGCUGAAAAAGGCCAGCCUCGACAAACAGCUCCCGCAGUCUCAGCCGCCUCGCCCGUCUCAGCCGCCUCAAAAUGGGCUUCCGUCCAUGCCACCAAAGGCCAAUCGACCCCCCCCUCCCCCAAAGUCGGCCUCUGCCCCCCCGCGCGCGCCCCCUACCACCACGCCCACGCCCGCCGCCAUGGAGAACUGGAACGACAUCCCGGAUGACUUCCUGCAAGCUCCGUCGCGACCGAGAGCGAAGAAGAGCCCUCGUUCAUCCCGAGCAGUCACACCUGUUUCGGGAAUGCCUACUCCUAUCCUCCCACCAGUCGAGUCGCUCGCCAUACCCCAGCUCUUCGCCCUCCGUCCUCUGCCGCCGAAUGUCCAGCUCGUACCGCUUACCGAAGAACUCCUACCUGCAUUCAAGCGCCUCAACACCCUGACCUUGCCAAUAUCAUACCCUGAGUCUUUUUACAACGAGACCAUGACGGAGCCACAUCAUGGCAUCACGCUGGUGGCCGUGUGGCGCCCGGCUCCUGUGAACGAGGCAGAAGCAGCAUCGUCAGACCAACCGCACCUUGUCGGUGCUGUGCGAUGCCGGCUCCUGCCCUCGUCGCAACUGUACAUUUCCACUCUAGGAGUCCUCGCGCCAUACCGUGCCCACGGCAUUGCUAUGCAUCUUCUACAGGCGAUUGUCAAGAAGGCCGUCGAGCUCCACAGCGUCCGAUCUGUUACUGCGCACGUAUGGGAAGCAAACGAAGAGGGUAUGGAAUGGUACAAGAAGCGGAACUUUGACAUACUGGGAAAAGAAGAGGGAUACUACAGGAAACUCAGACCACAAGGCGCGUUUCUCGUGCGGAAAUGGAUUGGUGUGGGAGACCUGUUGGGUAAUGGUCUGACGCAAGACGAUGUGUUGAGCAGCAAGUGAGCAGAAUGUUCUGGUCUCGCUCUCCCGUUCAUCCUACCGACAUGCUUGUCCACACCCGCUUGCAUCGAUUGUCUGGAGUUUACCCACGUGGACUGCACCCGGUAAUUCGGAUCUUAUCAUCCUGCAUCCGUCUUCUCGCCUCUCUAUUCAGCCGGGUUGGAGUAUGGUACGCCCAGAGCCAUGUCUCCUCACCGCUGCUCGGUUUUCUCGCAUCCUUUUCCGACUAUCAGCGCCAUUGCAUGUGCCGGAUAAUCUGUUCCUACGCCAUGUGGCAAGGCACAUUUUCACAAUCAUCGCGAGUGCUAUGUGUGUCUGACAAACCGACAAGGAUUGGCUGAAUGUCAAUUUGCGGCUAAACCACCCCCGUCCAACUGUUUUAACAAGUGAUAAGAAUAGAAUCAAGAUCAGUCGAGAAGGAUCUAGGAAUCUU
This is a messenger RNA of Exserohilum turcica Et28A, 1360 nucleotides long. RefSeq lists its product as uncharacterized. Gene Ontology annotation, cellular component: NatA complex. Gene Ontology annotation, molecular function: acyltransferase activity, transferring groups other than amino-acyl groups. The transcript has a single exon. The coding region runs from base 1 to 930 and encodes 309 amino acids. Gene Ontology annotation, biological process: mitotic sister chromatid cohesion. The record is from RefSeq and is a predicted model, not a curated record. Lineage: Eukaryota; Fungi; Ascomycota; Dothideomycetes; Pleosporales; Pleosporaceae.